Messenger RNA from Ectocarpus sp. CCAP 1310/34, 467 nucleotides. The record is from the annotation of a GenBank genome assembly. NCBI's taxonomy places the organism in Eukaryota, Phaeophyceae, Ectocarpales, Ectocarpaceae.
GGAAGUCUUGACCUUCUGCACCUCGUCCGGCCAGCUCCCUCUUCACCUCAAAGACCAUGUCUGCUUACGUCAAGGGCAAAGGCCUCGGCCAGGAGGAGGCGCGGGUGCACCGCAUCCGCAUCACCCUCACCUCCAAGAACGUCAAGAACCUCGAGAAGGUUUGCGCGGACCUGAAGAAGGGUGCGGUCGAGAAGAAGCUCAAGGUUUCGGGACCCGUGCGCCUGCCCACCAAGAAGCUCAAGAUCGUGACCCGCAAGUCGCCCUGCGGAGAGGGAACCAACACCUGGGACCGCUUCGAGAUGCGCAUCCACAAGCGCAUCCUGGACCUGCACUCUCCCUCCGAGAUCGUAAAGGAGAUCACGUCGAUCUCCAUCGAGCCUGGAGUGGAGGUCGAGGUCACCAUCGCCGACGCCGCGUUCUAACCUGCCUGUAGCUGAUCGAUGCGCUUUGCGUCAGUCAGUUGUCUU